Molecule: messenger RNA, 249 nt
Organism: Clunio marinus
Lineage: Eukaryota; Metazoa; Arthropoda; Insecta; Diptera; Chironomidae
Source: the annotation of a GenBank genome assembly
AUGACCAUCAAACAUGAUCUACAUAAAUUUCUAUCCAGUUCUCUCAUGUGUGCACAUUAUUCGCUCACAAUAUAUUUUUUAACAAUUGUUCUUGCAAUCUUUAAGUCGAAUCGUUGUUGUAAGUGGAUGAGAAAACGAAAUUUAGGUAGUGUUCAAAUAUUGGAUUACUUUGAACAGAAAUUUAAGAGGAAUAAACAAGGAAAUUGUACAGAAUUUCCUGAAGUCAUCUUCAUUCAAAAGGAUUAUUAA